Messenger RNA from Lacerta agilis (Sand lizard), 2207 nucleotides. RefSeq names its product brain enriched myelin associated protein 1 (gene BCAS1). NCBI's taxonomy places the organism in Eukaryota, Metazoa, Chordata, Lepidosauria, Squamata, Lacertidae. The record is from RefSeq and is a predicted model, not a curated record. Gene Ontology annotation, biological process: myelination.
UGCGCUAUUUCGUACGGAAGAUUGCCCAAGGCACAGCAAGGCACCUGUUGGCCUCUGGGGAGGACUUUUGUAAACUGCAGCACCUCUGCCUGAACAGCUCCAAGAGAGCUACGCAGCAGUGCCAGGGUCUUGGCGGAAAAGCAUCCAGGCGUCCACUAUGGGAAACACAAUGUCCAUGCAAAAGGAACCUGAAGAUGAUGAACCUGUUUACAUAACAGCAUAUUCAAAGGUUUCAUCUGAACCUCCUGACAACAUUAAGAAUGGACCUGUCACAAUCCCGACUGUACAGACUGUUCCUUCUGCAAAUGGUGAUGCAGUGGAUGCAAGAGUGAGUGUUGUCCAGGAUAAUGUGGCCGUUUCUUCCCAGAAGACAAUGGAGCUCAGCUCCAGCUCCGAGGCCAGUGGAAAUAAUCUUGGGAAGGAGGCCAAGGCGGCCCCACCAGCUGCCAAAUCUCGUUUUGUCUUUGCAUUUUCACGGCCUGUACCAGGACGUACCGAAGAGAAAGCAGCAAAUGCAUCGGCUGGAUCGGCUCAGCUUGAUGUCAGCUCAGAAGCACCCCCAGCGAACAAAGCCUUGAGUGAGAAUGUGGACCUUCCUGCUGCAGCUGCGACAGAGGAAGCUUCAGAUAAAAACCUAAGGGAAGAAUCUCUCUGUGAAAUUGAACUCACGGCACCGGGGAAGGCAGAGGAGGAGGAUGCCGCUUUGUCCAAGCCCAAAGAGUUAAGCUUUUUCGACAGACUCUUCAAAGUGGAAAGGGGGAAAGACAAGAUCAAAGCACAAGACCAAAGCCAAGGGGAGGUGAAGGAAGAGGAUCCAGGUGUCAUCAUCACAGCAGAAGGAACUGCAGGAUUACAAAGCACGCCAGAGAAUGUCUUGCAGGGGAAGGACGUAAUAGAUGAGUGCAAUCAAAACACUCUGCAGCCGGAUUCAGCAGGUGUCAAUUGCUUGGCUGCUGAGGAUCUCGCUCAAGGAGACGUAAAGCCAGAGGACGUUAAGACAGCAGCUGGGACAGACUAUAACAACUCUGACUCUGUCAUCAUGAGUUUCUUUAAAACCUUGGUAUCUCCAAGCAAAGCAGAUUCUAAGGGUGACACUGAGGACAAGGCAAAGAAAGAUGCCCAGCAGGCAGAAAAUACCAAAAUUGCUGAGCAGCCUGUAAUCACUGCUACUGUGACAUCGGAAACAAACGUCGCUCCGCCACAGGAGAGUCCAGCUGCGAAGCAGAACACAAGGGCUCCUGACCCUCCUGUGCCACAACCAGCCACAGCGACAGUCGUUGUCGCCAACGAAACUCCAAAAGAAAUAAUAAUAACAAAGGAGAGAUCUUCUUCUACUCCUACACCCCUAAGUAAAUUCUUUCGGAAAAAGACUCCAACAGAUGACAUAGAGGUGAUAAACACGGAGAGGAUCGAAGCAUCUCCCCAAGCCCCAACUAAAGUCGAAAGCAGAAGUCAGGAACUGGCAGAAGUAAAGUCCUCCAAAGGAGAUGAGAGCCCAGCAAAAAAGGAUCUGAGGAAACUAUUUAAAUUGCCAGUCAGAGGUGACGCAGUAGUAGUUGCUCCAGAAGAGGUAAAUGGGCAAGCCCCUGAUGCCCAAACACUGGACUUCAAAGACAGGCCCUUGACCCAGGCUGAGAACAGAGAACCUGUGGCUGAGAGGAACCAAGAAAGUUCAACAGAGAACCAGCAAGGAAACAAACAGGAAGCCAAAGACCAGCCAGACUCCACAGAGCAACAAACAGCCGAGACAGACUCCCUUCAGAAUGGAGGGGAAGCUGCGAAGGAAAACAAUCCGAAGAGGAUAGAGAAGAGACAGUCAUUUGGAGGGUUUUUUAAGGGCCUUAGCCCCAAACGGAUGUCCGAUGCCGAAGUACAAACAGAUCCAGUAUCAAUUGUGCCUUUUGUGAAACCCAAGUAAUGAAUACGCCGGACCAAAUGACGGAUCGUUGGAUCUCCGCCAUCAUUUCCCCCCACCCAUGCAGUGUAAAAAAGGAGAUCUUGCUUGGUUCAUUUCUCUUCCCUUCUAGCCCCUUGCUUCAUAUGGCUGUUGCCAAACAAUAGCUGUUGCUAGGCUCAAGCAAAGACUGGGUUACGUCCUGAAUUUCUUCAGAAAGUUUUCUUCAACUAGGCUAACUAAAGGUCACAGAAAAGCAAUGGAGAAACUCUUAGAGGCUGAGGACAGCUCAGCUGCUGGGAAGGUUAAUGGG